GAUCGCGUAUGUCGAGAGCCCAGCUUGGUUUCUCGAUCGGAACAUGCAGUUAUUCGUGUGUAAGACCAAGAGCCAGACAGACAUCAACACAACGGAAGGCUCAUCGAGAUUCUUUCGCUUUGGUCCAACAAUUCGUCACACACGAGCUGUAAGUGUAACAGUGUCUCUUCGCCUUCGAACGGUUGGCUUUACGGUGAGAGUGAACCCCAACAUGAGGUGGUCCAGUUUACAGCUGCUGCCGGUGCUACUAGUGCUGGCGAUCGAACAGUGUGCGUGCCAGCGCGAAGUGUUCCGACUCUUCUCCAACUGUCGCUUCGGAAAGCCCAACUUUGAUCCGUGCAUCAAAAAAGCGUUCAACGCACUGCGGCCAUGGUUUAAGACCGGUCUGCCCGAGUUUAACGUUGCCCCAUUCGAUCCACAUCGGGCCGAAUUCAUCGAACAGCGCCGUGGAGAUCUGGGCGGUCUCGGUGGCUAUCGGUUGCUGCUGUCGAACGUGUCCGAGUACGGUUGGGCGCAGUCGGAGGUGACAAAGUACCGGACCGAGCCAAAGCACGACCGCAUCGUGUACUCGCAAUUCUUCCCGGAGAAAUCACUGGACGGCAGUUACGACUUUCAGGCGAAGAUUCUUGGCUUGCCGCGACACACGCGAGGCAUCUGGAACCUGACACUGUACGAUUACAGCCAGACGACGACCGUGACGCGGAUCGGUGGACCUGGCGGACUGUUGAAGGUGCGCGUCGAGAUCGACAAGAUCGGUAAUAUGAAGCUGCACAUCUCGGACCUGUUUCAUGGGUCUAAAAUUAUUGAAUCGAUCGCUGACUUCUUCAUCAACACGAUGUGGCAACCGAGCUUCCCGUUCAUUAAGCCACUGAUCAACGAUCUCGUUAGCGUCGCGUUUACGGACAUCUUCAACGAGUCCUUCCGAUACUUCCCGCUCGAUCAGGUGAUACGAAGCUAGGAAGCCAGGGGGUAAGAGCGAUCGAGACAGCGCGACAUUCGCCGCCAUUUUCGUCGGACUGCGAAAACUCAUGUGAUAAGCUUUACCGUUUUUUUUGUAUGUUUUGGUAAUAAAAGGAAUUAGACUACACGAGUACACGAGCGGGCGUUUUGUGAGGUAUCUUCAACAUA
This is a messenger RNA of Anopheles stephensi (Asian malaria mosquito), 1128 nucleotides long. RefSeq lists its product as uncharacterized. Bases 44 to 958 code for a protein of 304 amino acids. NCBI's taxonomy places the organism in Eukaryota, Metazoa, Arthropoda, Insecta, Diptera, Culicidae. The record is from RefSeq and is a predicted model, not a curated record. The transcript has 4 exons.